Messenger RNA from Dermacentor albipictus, 1326 nucleotides. RefSeq lists its product as uncharacterized. The record is from RefSeq and is a predicted model, not a curated record. NCBI's taxonomy places the organism in Eukaryota, Metazoa, Arthropoda, Arachnida, Ixodida, Ixodidae.
GCAGCGCUCCGUCGUCAUCCGGCCGGCGACCCAGGAGACUGGCGGAAUGAUGCAGUACCUGCUGACUAUCGUCUUCCUCAUCUGCGCCUUCUGGGUCGUCAUCGGCGCCCUCUACUUCAUCUACGGCAAGCGGGGAGCAGGGAAGACGACCGCUGAAGACGACAGUGUUGUCGCCGUCCCAGUUUGCCCUGGUACAGCCGACGGCGGCAAACCGAGUCUCUUGCACGGCAAGAUGGUCAUCUGCUCGGUGCGCCAGGACAGCUCCCAGAACCUGUGGGUGCGCCUGCCCGAGGGCGUCUGCCACAUCUUCGUCGCCCUGGGUCUGACGCAGUCCGAUGGCAGCGUCCGGGAAGGCUCAGCCCUGAGCGUGGAACGGCUGCGGGCGGUGGACGGGGCCCAGGCGCUCGUGUCCGUCGACUACGCCGUGGUCACGUCCAACACCGACGGGUUCGGCCGCAGCCUGAACACCUUUAUGGCCAACGUGCCCUCGCGCUUCAAGCGCCACUUCGACGGCAUCGAGGUGCGCGGCAUACCGGUCGCCGACUACAUGGACGCCGGCAAGAUGACCGCGCUCAACACCGCCAUCGGCGCGGUGAAGACGGCCGUCAACAAGGUCCAGCGGGUGAUCGCCACGGUCGCCAUACCUGUUUCCUGGAAGGCCCCCGGUGGGACGCUCGCCAAGUCCGCCAGCCUCACGAACGUGGAUACAACGAUCGCCCAGAUCCACUACCUUCCGGGCUCUGGCAGUUGCAGCGCCCUCCCCUCCAACAGCAUCAGCCGCAUGGACGAGAUCAAGUCUAUCAUCAGCUCCUGGGACCAGCCGUGCAUGUCCAUCAUGCUGGGCGCCAUCCUCUACACUGGCGCCAGCGGCAAGGGCGGGUCGGCGCAAAGUUGCUCCCUCUACCGAUACUGCAAGGCCGAGACCCAGAAGGCGUCCUCGGAGGUCAUCACGGACGCCAAGUCGCGAGGCAAGAAGAAGGGGGGCGACUACAUCAUAUACGACACCCCGGACCAAAUACAGGAGAAGGCGGGAAGAGCGAGGGACAGGGGCUGCCUCUACGUAGACCACAUUGAGCUGGACGACGUCGACUGCCAGUGCCAGCAUAAGGAGCAGUUCCCACUGCUCAGCCGCGUCCGAAAGGGCCUCCAGUGAUGACGGGGCGUGCCAGUGCCUUCCGCUGGCCAGGUCACGUGAACCGACAGACGUGACGUCACGAGAUGCCUGCUGUGGCUUGAAGGGCGGCGGAUUUUGCGGAGGCGAGGCGCGUUGCCUGUUUAGUAAUUUUGUGUGCCAUUACAACGUACAGUAAAGACAAUUCGAAUCGA